This is a messenger RNA of Lates calcarifer (barramundi perch), 923 nucleotides long. Its product is annotated as calcyphosin-like protein. Lineage: Eukaryota; Metazoa; Chordata; Actinopteri; Centropomidae. The record is from RefSeq and is a predicted model, not a curated record. Gene Ontology annotation, molecular function: calcium ion binding.
CCUGCAAACCUCGGCUGUGUUCAGUGUCUGAUCCUCGGCUCAGUCUGAUGUUUCUGAAACUAUAACGUGUUGUUGGAGCUGAUGAGGUUUUUACUGACAAACAGGAACAUCACAGCCCCUGUCCACAGAGGAGCGAACAGCCAAUCAGAGCAGAGAACGGCCGGUCUCCAUGGUAACCGCGGAUCGUUUGGGGAAGGGCAGCCUCGGUGUCAAACUUCAGCUGAAGAUAAAAACAUUAACGUGUUUCUGUUUGAGGAGUCGAUGGCAGGGACGUCGAGACACGAUCGAGAGAUGGCGAUGAACGCCAAGCGUCAGCUGUCAGAGUGUCAGGACCCGGUGGAGAGGCUCAGACUGCAGUGUCUGGCCCGAGGAUCGUCUGGGAUCAAAGGUCUGGGCAGAACCUUUAAAAUAAUGGACGACAACAACAACCGCUCCCUAGACUUCAAGGAGUUUCUGAAGGGUUUAAACGACUACGGGAUCCUGAUCGAGAAAGAGGAAGCCACGGCUCUGUUUCAGCACUUUGACCGUGAUGGGAAUGGGACCAUUGACUUUGAUGAGUUUCUCAUCACUCUGAGGCCUCCCAUGUCUAAGGCCAGGAAGGAGGUGGUCAUGCAGGCAUUUCGGAAGCUGGAUAAGACCGGUGACGGGGUGAUCACUGUUGAAGACCUGAGGGAGUUUUAUAAUGCCAAGUACCACCCCAAGUACCAGAAUGGAGAGUGGACAGAGGAUCAAGUCUUCAGGACAUUUCUGGACAGCUUCGACUCUCCAUACGACAAAGAUGGAAAGGUGACCAAGGAAGAGUUUAUGAAUUAUUAUGCUGGUGUGAGUGCAUCCAUCGAUACAGAUGUCUACUUUAUUGUGAUGAUGAGAAAUGCCUGGAAACUCUGAGUUAGCGUCAUUCUGGUAAACAAACUCAGCGUGCG